AUGGAUGACGACCCGAACAUCAAGCGCAGAGGAAGAGGCUUUGACCCUCGUGGCAACGGUCCCGCGUCCGAAGGUGUCAAAGCUGGUCGAUUCGACACUCUCGAUGAAACAGCCGAUAGCGGCGCUCGUGCAGUCAAAUCUGUGGAAGGAUGGGUAAUCGUCGUCACAAACGUACACGAAGAAGCUACGGAAGAAGACGUCACCGACAAGUUCCUAGACUACGGCAUGGUCAGGAGCUGUCAUCUCAACCUCGAUCGACGUACGGGAUAUGUCAAGGGCUACGCUCUUCUGGAGUUUGCUGAACAGGAUGAAGCGCAAGCAGCGAUACAGGCAUGUCAAGAAGGGCUCACGCUGCUUGAUCAAGAGCUCAAAGCAGAUUUUGCGUUUGUCAAACCACCAGCUGGAGCCGUUUCUAUACGAGGAGUAGCAUCGAGAAGGGUUAAUGCGAACAGAGAUCGCAGUCGUAGUCCAGGCAGGUGA
This is a messenger RNA of Mycosarcoma maydis (corn smut), 480 nucleotides long. RefSeq lists its product as uncharacterized. Gene Ontology annotation, cellular component: exon-exon junction complex; nucleus; cytoplasm. Gene Ontology annotation, molecular function: mRNA binding. The transcript is spliced from 4 exons. The coding region runs from base 1 to 480 and encodes 159 amino acids. Lineage: Eukaryota; Fungi; Basidiomycota; Ustilaginomycetes; Ustilaginales. The record is from RefSeq and is a predicted model, not a curated record. Gene Ontology annotation, biological process: RNA splicing.